Messenger RNA from Chara braunii, 3105 nucleotides. Lineage: Eukaryota; Viridiplantae; Streptophyta; Charophyceae; Charales; Characeae. The record is from the annotation of a GenBank genome assembly.
GCAGUACUUGAUUGAGAGAGGCCAACUGAUUUUGUUCUGUGCAGGAGCUAAUUAAUUAGUUCGGUAACAAAAUGGGUUCUGUAGCAUGCGAGGAGCCCGACACGGCGUACGACCAGUUACUCAUUUGUCCGAGCGGUCUGGGGCGCAAUCAAGUGACCGUUGAUUUCAGCAAUGCCUACGACCGGGUGCCGCAUCCAGACGAGGCGCUGGAGAGCAGCGUGUACCAGACGUGGAACAAAGUCCUGAGCAAUCAACCUUACUUGUUUAACGCGUUGAAGUUCCGCUAUGGUGGGACGAGCGUUUUAGAAAGGAAGGAGGAGAGGAAGGGGAAUGUGGAGGGGUGUGGGAAAGGGAGGGAGAGGAAGGGCAUUCCAUGGAGAGUGUGCAUUCGCUUAGGCUUGACCGAUUACGGGUCGUUCGUCGGUACACAGCUUGGUUCUGCGUGGAGAUCCUUCCUCUGCACUGCACCGGAGAGGCUGGAUCCCGAUCGGGACCACGUGCUACGAUGCAGACACAUGGCAGCUAACAUUGGCAAUGCCGCGAUCGUCGAGACAAGCGACGAAAAAGUGCUGGUGCUGGCACGAGGAGAACGGGUGGGAGAAUUCCCGGGGCGCAUCGUGUACCCGGGGGGUCAUUCUGAGCCGUCAGUUGUCGGGAUCUCUGGCCACGAUGAACAGAAGGGCGGCAAGCCCGAGGAAAAGGAGGGUUGCACAAAGGUAAAGCAGCAGCAGCAGGAGGAGGAGGAGCAGGAGAUGGAGAAGACGGGGGAGAGCAGAAGGAAGGAGGGCAGUAAGCUGACAAAAAGACAGCGAAGGAAUGAAGACAUUGCGAGAGAGAUGUUCGAUGGGAUAAUUAGGGAGGUGGUGGAAGAGACGGGGGUGCCAGAGGAGUUCCUGAGCGAUCCGUUGCUCUUGGGAAUCAGUUGCCGACGUGUCAAUGUAAGAUUGGCCGCCUUCUUCUUCGUCGGAUGCUCAUUAACUGCAGCUCAGGCGCUAGAAUGCUACAAGACCGCUGUUGAUGGGUACGAAUCGACGGGAUUGAGGGCGUUGACAAGAGAGGAGCUGUGGAACGUGGGAAAGAACAUGCCCGGGGAUCACGCAGGAGGCACGGAGUUGUACAAAAUCAUGAUAGCAUCCCGGCAUUCGGCGCGGUCGGAAUCUGAAUGAUUGAUAACCCCGCAUCAAUUGCAUACAUUCAGAGAAGGGUUGGGAACCUGCCGGCCGCAUAGCGCCAGUGUGUGUAGCGCUGCGCCGCCUCUCGAGCAACCUGUGUGUAGACCUGCCCAGGCACACGCCCAGGCAUACGACGUGCCCGGGCACACGACCCCGCAUGAGGUACCGGUUGCUUGGAGGCCACGUGGCCUGGAAUCACCGCCCAAGAGGCAAGUAGGCCGGUGUAUCUCCAGGAGGAUCGAAGUGCUCCUCAUUUGCAGCCUGCAAGUUUGGAAGUCACGCUGCUGGAGCGCAGGGCUAGUGUGCAGUGCUGUGAGUGGAAGAGGAGCUUGGGCUGGAGGAGGAGGAAGAAGAGGACUCGGAAAGGGGAGUGCCAGAGGUACUUACCUGGCUAUGGCGGACGCCAUCUUCAUCACUUUGGUGGGCGCUGCAUCCGGAAGGCCCCAUUGGGGGUAGAGCUACAUCAAGAAGCUUUGAGGUAGAGUCCUGAGCAGGAGCAGCCAUAGCUGCUUUGAGUCAUCUUUUGCACGUCAGGGCAAGGUCCUAGUAGUCCGCCAUAGCCUUGGCCUCCAUGAAGAGGAAGGAGAAGGGUGGCCAUGGCUAUGGUGUACCUCAUGUUGUGCCUGCAGUAGAAAAGGGAUUCGGAUAUUGAUUCUGGUUCGGCCAUUCAUCAUCAUCAUCAUCAUUAUUAUUAUUUAGUGUUUGAAUAAGAGGGCAGGAGAAAAGUAGGAGUUCGGUUGGCAGGAAGAAGGGAACUAUCAUUGGUCUUUGCUGUGUAUCUUCUUCUUCUUUCCCUCUCUCUCCUCUCAAGUUCAUUCAUUUCUUUUUGCACUUGGACGGCCAUUGUGCAUUGUGCUUUCUCGUGAAUUUGAACUUUGAAAUUUGCCAGGAUCAUAACAUUGGUAUAGGAGCGGAUUCUACUUGCUGGCCAACCCUAACCUAAGUUGGAGGGCUACCACUUAGGGUUGGGCUGGAAGCUGAGGGAGGUGGGGCAGCGUGGUUAAGGAAAGCUGCCCCCACCUGGUUAGCUCGUGUUGGGUCGACUUUGGACCUGACCAGGUUGUGUGAGAGUAAGUUUGGAGUGGCGAGACACUUCGAGAGGACUUCAUGCAACAAUUUGGGAGAGGCGACAGUGAGAGGCACUUGCACCUGGAAGGGAGACACUCGGCGACUUUAGGGCCUCCCUCAAGUAAGCCAGCUUGAGGGACAGCCAUUCUACAUCUACGGACUGCGAGUUGCUACUUCGAUCUUCAACAUAGGUGGGGACACCGGUUUUGCACUUUGGUGUUGGAGUCAGACCGUCCUAGUACAUAGGACAGUAGUGUAGGGGUAGCAUUGAAGGGGUCAGGAGGACCAUAUGAGAGGGGGGUGAGUUCUAUCUCGAAACUCAGGCUACUGUAUUUCAAGAUGUAUCAAUGGGACGCUGGACCCGGUUUCCAGCAGGUGCCGCUCCCCACCAAUAGAUAGAUCACCCCGACAGAUAAGGCCUCAAUUCUGACGGUUCUCUUACCACCGCCAGGAUAGAGGGAUAUCGCAGGGGCUAUUCUUCCAAAAAAAAAAAAAAAAAGGCUACUCAGGGAAGUGUCGUGCACCUAUGAGAUGCCCAUGUACGUGUGUACAUGGUAUUGAUUGUCUUGUUCAGGUUAUUCCGGGUUUCUUUUCCUACUCAUUUGUCGUUUUGAUUGUGUGUAUGAGUAUGCAAACUGCUUUGUGUAUGAGUAUGCAAACUGCUUUCUCACCUAAUGGAUGAAGAGAUGAGGUAUCUUGCUUUGGACACCAUAUGUUUCUACAGUGCAUUGUCUUUUUGUCUUUGAAUGGACGUAGAUCGUAGGUUCUCUUUGAGGUUGGAGUUCGUUUUUCAGUUCGGUAGAGGCAAAAAGUAUGUCAUUGCGGGACUCUCAUUGGUUGGGACUCGGUCACGACAUACUUUUCU